Bacillus rossius redtenbacheri is the source of this 1812-nucleotide messenger RNA. Its product is annotated as endosome-associated-trafficking regulator 1. Lineage: Eukaryota; Metazoa; Arthropoda; Insecta; Phasmatodea; Bacillidae. The transcript is spliced from 7 exons. The record is from RefSeq and is a predicted model, not a curated record. Gene Ontology annotation, biological process: positive regulation of protein localization to cilium; positive regulation of cilium assembly; regulation of cytokinesis. Gene Ontology annotation, cellular component: ciliary basal body; midbody; early endosome. Bases 51 to 1559 code for a protein of 502 amino acids.
AAGUCCAAAGUUUCCUCUGAGCGAAGAGCGUCAAUUUGAUCAGCUGAUCAAUGAGUGCGCUGGCGGGAGGUCAAAAGUUUUUGUCUCGAGCAAGGCAACAAAAGACGUUCGAAAUACGUAAGGAAAGGAUAAACAUCGGCGUAUGUAAAAAAAAAAAAGUCAAACUAAACGUCAAAUCCUCAAAUCAUUUGAUUAUGGCGGAUGGUUGUGGGGAAGAUGACAUCCCUAAAGGGAUACGAAAUAAGAGUGGAAAGAAAAGUAAUGACACAGACGAAGACAAUGAUCAAGAUGACGAAACUGCUGAACCUGAUUUGGGCAUCAGUGGGGAACGUAAAUUUCAAAAGAAGGGUCCGGAACAUAUAGCAGGAACAAUUAAUGGUCUUCAGAGAAGAGAGGACAAUCCAUUUUCUUUUAAACAUUUUUUGAAACGAGACUCAAGCUCCAACUUCCACAGGACUGGCGCUCGACCAAAAGUGUACGUACCACCUGAGAGUUUGGACAGGGAAAACUCGCCACCCGCGGAUCGCGAUGUGGAUGGAGGCCCAUUCGACUGCAGCACGGGGCCAAGGCACGCCGGCACGCCGGAGCUAACGUCCGUGCUGCCCGACUUCGUGCAGGAUCACCUGGUGGUCGAACAGUGCUACCUGGGCCACUCGGUCUCGUCCAAGUCCCCACAGCUGGCGGUCGACUUCGACAACUUGCCCGACUUUGCCCGGGACGAGUGCCAGUCACGGCGAUGGGACGAGCCAGAGAGCAUUCCACCGGACCUGGCCGACGCUGGGACGAGCCCACUGGACCUGCCGCAGGAGCCGAGUGGCGGCCUUCCGUUCGACCUGCCGCUGACAACGGGCGGUGGGGGGCUGGUGCCUGCGACCGGGUCCCAGGGGGGGGAGCCCGGGAAAUCCAAGCGGCUGCCCGACUUCCUCUCGGACGGCCCGAUCCUCAGCGACCGGCAGGACGCGUCGCAGUCCAGCAAUGGCACAAGUAGCGUGGACAUGGUCUCUGAUUCUUCCGACCACACGCACCAGAGGUUAACUCUCGAGAAUGAAAGGCUGAGAAGAGAACUUGAAGGGUCAAGGAGACAGCUAUCAGAGCAGGCUAGAAGGGUUCAAGUCCUAGAGAAGGAGUUGCUCAUUCUGCGCUCGAAGGAACACGAAGAAACCACGACACUGGAAAAAGCAAUUGAACAAGUGGAGGACAAUUUGAAGAGGACUACAAAGCGGGCGGUGACAGCGGAGAGCACGGUUUCGAAACUCAAGCAGGAGAUCAAGAUGCUGACGUGGGAGCUGUCUUCCCUGCAGCAGGAGAACGACCGGUUACGGACGGGUGAUGCGGGGGCCAGCGGCCCGUACUUGGUCCCCAGCGAGCGCCAGUCGCAGCGCCUGGCGCAGGACCUCCGCGUGGCCGCUGGAACCGCGGAACACUCUCUCAGGCAGCUCCUGAGCGGCGUGGGUAACCUGCGCAUCAUCGCAGACACGAUCGAGAACAUGCACAAGAUACAGGACCGCUCGGAAGACUUCCUGAGGGACUGCGAAGAUGGCGCGGGGCCAGCCUUGUGAAGCAUUUAGUGCCAAGAUGUCUCCCCAAGUGCAACAUUUGCUUUUAUCAAUGUAUAUAGUGUGACCUGAAUUUUUUUUUAAGAAAAAAAAAGAGAAUGAUGAAAAAAUUUUAUAUAUAGAUUUGGUAAGCAAGUACGGUGGCAUGUGAGACUGCAAGUGUUUUUGUAUCGAGUCAAAAUCCUGCAUGAAUUCCUAAAUAUUUAAUAUGUGGUGAUUUUGUGUGACAAAUCAAUAAAAUGUUUAAUUGUACAGA